This is a messenger RNA of Silurus meridionalis, 1982 nucleotides long. RefSeq names its product ventral homeobox (gene vox). The record is from RefSeq and is a predicted model, not a curated record. Gene Ontology annotation, molecular function: DNA binding. The transcript is spliced from 3 exons. NCBI's taxonomy places the organism in Eukaryota, Metazoa, Chordata, Actinopteri, Siluriformes, Siluridae. The coding region runs from base 1029 to 1805 and encodes 258 amino acids.
UUUUGGGAAGUUUGCAUGUGAAAUGCUCUCGAGCAGCUCUGACUGUGCUGCUACUGUAAUCCGUUUGAUGUUCUCUGUCCAAACGGCAGCGGCGCCAGCGGCUCUCCAGGGGACCAGCGACGUGUUACUGCAAAGUCAUUUGAACUCUAUUGUCAUUUCCAUUGUGUCCUUCACAAAAGGAAGGUGUGCUCAUGGAAACUAGAAACACAGAACCGAGAUUGCCUGCGAGAUUAACCAACAUUCGAUAGUUACACGGCUGUCCUUUACAUACAUUUCCAUUCAUUCCUUGUAUUGACACUUUCAUUCAAGUCGACUUUGUCAGGUAUGAACACAUCAGGUUUAAGGAUUCAACACCGGUUCUCUGAAAUCCGGGGAUAUCACCCAGCUUUUAGCAACAUUAAAAGUUGAACAUUUUAUGUGGUAAAGUUUAUAGACUACUUGCGUUUCCCCAUCUUGUAUAAUGAAAACAGGAUCCCAUAGUGAAUGUGAAAGUAUUGUUUACAUUAAUCUUCCAGAUCAGCAUAUUUGCAUGUUUGAUAGUAACUUAAAAAAAUAACUGCAAAAUUCCGGUUUAAUUAAAUGCAAUAUAAAUGCUUUUACAAACAAAUCUCAGCUAUCACCUAGCUUAUAUUUCGUGCAUCAUUGUAGAAUUGUGUAGACCAUUUACUUCGAUUUCUAGGCUAAUAUUGAUAUUGGGUAGUUUCAAUGAAAAAAUCUCCUAUGUGAUUUAUUCUCUGCCAGCUGUUGGAUUAGUGUAAAGGACAAGCAGACAUCUGAUGUCUACGGAGAUGUUCUCACAGACUCAGUGGCGCCAGGUUUUCACACAAUCACAGGAUAUGUAAAGACUUCAAUAACGACCCAUUAGCCCUAAUGAUUGCGAGUCGAGCAGGCGUUAAAACACAUACAUGCAUAUGCUAAUGAUGACUGGUUUCGAGGGGGGCGUAUAUAUACACUCAGGGUUCCCUCUAGGCCGUCACAACACUCUUGGGACUUUCGCUGGAUACACUUGGACCACCUCGAGCUGAAACAUGGUGAAAAACUUUUCCGUGGACUGGCUUGCCCAGAGCUAUCAUGACUCCAAAGAUGAUUCAGGACCAGUGGAGGCCUCUCAUGUUCCAGUAAGGCGUCACGUGCCUUGUCUGGUCCAGCCACGGCCUCCAACAUCUUACGACAAAGUGUACAUUCAGCCCAAACUGAAAUGUAUCCGGAUUCAAGAGAUCACAAGUCCAGAGGACCAAAAGGAGAAGGAAGGCGUUGUGUUUACGCACUCAGCUCAGAGAAACUGCACCUCUCCAAGCUCUUCAGAAAACAGUGGUUACUCUUCUGGUUAUGAAAGCGAGGCCGCUGCGUCUGAGUGUCUCUCCAUUGAAGACGGAGGUGAGGGAGAGAGGGACGGAGGCGCCCAGCGCAGAAUCCGCACCAAAUUCACUCCGGGCCAAAUUGAAAAGUUGGAGAAAAUCUUCAGUAAACACAAAUACCUGGAUGCGAGUGAAAGAGUUAAAACCGCAAAGAAACUCAACCUAUCCGAAACUCAGGUCCGAACCUGGUUUCAGAACCGCAGGAUGAAGCUGAAGCGUGAGGUUCAGGAGUUGAGGGCCGAAUACACGCUCCCUGCUCUACCCCACGUCCUUAUGCCAGCGAUUCCUUCGCUCCCGUUCCAUUACGCCGGACAGCGCGUGUCUUUCCCCGCGGCUCUUCACGUGCCAAACCCGCACGUUAUCCCUGUUCAUCACCGCGCCAUCCCGCACCAGCAGCUCCUUCCUCAGCACAGUCACCACAUGAUCCCCGUGCAGCAUUAUUACUAAACUUUACAAAAUCCCAGUGCAAACUGGUGGACACUUCUUUUUUUUUUUUAUUAUUGGUUUAAUUGUGCAAUAUACAUGAUGUACAGUUUUGUAUAGAGAAUUAUCAAGAAAUGUGUAUAGAGGUUUAAGGCAUACAGUUUAUUUAUUGAGAAUAAUUAAAUAUAUUUGAUUUCAGAA